Messenger RNA from Drosophila busckii, 2168 nucleotides. RefSeq names its product alkyldihydroxyacetonephosphate synthase (gene Agps). Lineage: Eukaryota; Metazoa; Arthropoda; Insecta; Diptera; Drosophilidae. The transcript is spliced from 6 exons. The record is from RefSeq and is a predicted model, not a curated record. Gene Ontology annotation, biological process: lipid biosynthetic process. Gene Ontology annotation, molecular function: alkylglycerone-phosphate synthase activity; FAD binding. The coding region runs from base 77 to 2008 and encodes 643 amino acids.
CGAAAAAUAAUUUAAUUGCUGUGUGCAAUUUUAAGCUAAAAGAACUUAAUUCAAAACUAGCGACAAUAAUCAUCCAAUGGCAGCCAAACCUCAACGCAAUACGGUGACCACACAAAUCCCCGAGCAGCCACCAACUCUACCCACCUCAUCAACGUCGGCAGCGCCGUCGGCAGAGGGCAGUUCGCUGUCGCUAGACACGCGCCUCUGUCAAAGCGUCAAGAGCGUGAUACCAAAGAAGCGCCAGGAGGCACUCAAGUGGUAUGGCUGGGGCUACAACGAUGCACAGUUCUAUGAGCAAAAUAGAACCAUCUGCUUUAAAGGUGACAAAUACCCUCUGGGCGGCUGUCAGCUGCCUUCGUUUACGAAGUGGGUGCAGCAAAAGUUCGAUGUGAGCUUGGAUGGCGACAAGUCAUAUCCGCAGAUGCCGCAGACGUUUCCGCAGCCAAAUCUGAAUGCUGAAUUCCUCAGCGAGCUGCGUGAGAACACCAAGGUGGAGAAUUCGCUGGAGGGCGUGGAUCGUUUGGUGCGUUGCCAUGGACAAACGCUCAGCGAUAUCUACAAUCUGUGGUACAACAAAUUCCAACGCAUACCCGAUCUGGUGGUGUGGCCCAGCUGCCACGAUGAGGUGGUGCAGCUGGUGCAGUUGGCCAACAAGCAUAAUGUGAUGCUGCUGCCAUUUGGUGGCGGCACUAGCGUCUCUGGUUCGAUGACAUGUCCGCAGCAGGAGCAGCGCAUGAUAUGCGUGGUGGAUACGUCGCAGAUGAAUCGACUGCUCUGGCUGAAUCGUGAGAAUCUAACGGUGUGCUUUGAGUCUGGCGUUGUGGGUCAGGAUCUGGAGCGUGUGCUGCGCGAGCAUGGACUAACGGUGGGUCACGAGCCGGACUCGUAUGAGUUCAGCACGCUGGGCGGUUGGGUGGCCACGCGCGCCUCCGGCAUGAAGAAGAAUGUGUAUGGAAAUAUUGAGGAUCUGGUGGUGCGAGUGCGCAUGGUGACCGCUAAUGGCACCUUGGAGCGCGAUUGCAGUGCGCCGCGUGUAAGUUGCGGUCCGGACUUUAAUCACAUUAUACUCGGCUCGGAGGGCACGCUGGGCAUUAUAACGGAGGUGGUGCUAAAGGUGCGUCCACUGCCGGCGGUGCAGCGCUAUGGUUCGCUGGUGUUUCCCGACUUUGAGCAGGGUGUGCUCUUUAUGCGCGAAGUGGCGCGUCGACGUUGUCAGCCCGCCUCGGUGCGGCUGAUGGACAAUGAACAGUUCAUAUUCGGGCAAUCGCUGAAGCCCGAGAAGAGCUGGCUGGCCAGCUGUCUGGACGUCAUUAAGCAGCGCUACGUGACCAGCUGGAAGGGCAUCGAUCUGGCGCACAUAUGCGCAGCGACGCUGCUGUUCGAGGGUGAGGAACAGGAGGUGGCACGUCAGCAGGCGCUGAUCAAUGAAAUUGCAGCACGCUACAAAGGAUUUCCGGCAGGUGGACAGAAUGGCGAGCGCGGCUACGUAUUUACCUUUGUUAUUGCUUACAUUAGGGACUUUGCACUUUAUCAGGGCAUUGUCGCCGAGUCCUUUGAGACCUCAGUGCCUUGGGAUCGCUGCAGUUUGCUCUGUCGCUGUGUCAAGCAGCGCGUUGUUACGGAAUGCCAGAGACAUCACAUAACCCACUUUACCAUCUCGUGUCGUGUCACCCAGACUUACGAUGCCGGCGCCUGCAUCUAUUUCUACUUUGGCUUUCGCUCGCUGGACAUGUCCAAUGCCGUGCAUGUGUUUGAGGCCAUUGAGCAUUGUGCUCGCGAUGAAAUCCUCGCCUGCGGUGGCUCCUUAUCGCAUCAUCAUGGCGUUGGCAAAAUUCGCAGCCAUUGGUAUCGCAAUGCGGUGACCGAAACGGGCGCCAAUCUCUACGCCGCCGCCAAGCAGCAUUUGGAUCCGCGCAAUAUUUUCGCAGCGGGCAAUUUAUUGCCGCCACCCCAGGAGCAGCAGCAGCAGCAGCUGGAGUCGCAAACCAAAGCCAAAUCCAAACUCUAGACACAUUCCCACAGACGCCACUUGCAGCACUUCAUACUAGUUCAAAUCUAUUGCUCCUACUACUGUUCUUCAGUUGCUAUUCAGUUCUUUUGUCGUCGGUCUCAAGUUUUGUAUAUGGGUUUUCGAUUUUUGAUAAAUAAAUGGAUUAUUUGUAAAUGCA